Messenger RNA from Meleagris gallopavo (turkey), 3670 nucleotides. NCBI's taxonomy places the organism in Eukaryota, Metazoa, Chordata, Aves, Galliformes, Phasianidae. The record is from RefSeq and is a predicted model, not a curated record.
UUCAGUGUCUUCAGGCUUUGGAAUUCCUCCACUCAAACCAAGUUAUUCACAGAGACAUAAAGAGUGACAACAUCCUACUGGGAAUGGAUGGCUCUGUUAAAUUAACUGACUUUGGCUUCUGUGCCCAGAUCACUCCUGAGCAGAGCAAACGCAGCACCAUGGUGGGGACCCCAUACUGGAUGGCACCUGAAGUGGUGACACGGAAAGCAUACGGACCCAAAGUGGACAUCUGGUCGCUGGGGAUAAUGGCCAUCGAGAUGAUUGAAGGAGAACCCCCCUACCUCAACGAGAACCCUCUGAGAGCCCUGUAUCUCAUUGCUACCAAUGGGACUCCAGAACUGCAGAAUCCAGAAAAGCUUUCACCCAUAUUCAGAGACUUCCUAAACCGCUGUCUUGAAAUGGAUGUGGAAAAAAGAGGUUCUGCAAAAGAGCUGCUACAGCACCAGUUCCUGAAAAUCGCAAAGCCUCUUUCUAGCCUCACUCCUCUAAUUAUUGCUGCUAAAGAGGCAGCAAAGAACAACCAUUAAAGUGGUGGAGUUAACAUAGUCAUCAUGUCAAACCCUUUUAGAUGUCCAUUUGAGAGACUGAGUUACCUGCUCCUCUCCUUCCCUCCUGCCCCGCCUUCACAAGGAUGUUCUUAAAACUUUGAUCUGUGCUGAAGGAUAGCAGAGGAAUUGUUUGCUGAAUGUGGAACAUUGCUGAUCAUACAGAGCGAACUGCCUUUCCAUCUGUCUGGAUGGGGGCAGGAGGGGAAGGAUGUAUUUUACGGCCAGGAAGAUCUGGGAACAUCCAAACCUGACCUACAUGUAACAAAGCCAGUUUGUUUUCAUAUUACUGUGUUUAUUUUUGAAAAAUUAUAUGGAACCUUAGACUGUGUUUAUCUUAAUAAAUGAAAUCUUUUGCUGGCUGGACUCUUCCUGCUUCUGCCAAGCUGCUCUUACACCACUGAAUCUGCUCUGUGCUUUGGAUGAGUCGAGGAAGGAACGAAGCAGCAGCAGCAGAAAUUUGAACAGCUCUAACAGCUGAGAAGGGAGUGAGGGCAGGAACAUGCAGCCCUCCUGCAGCACUGCUGGAUGCUUCGAGGGAGCGAGGAGAAAGCCUGUGUGUGCUUCCUGCUGCUGCUGGACAGCUUAAUUCACGGGUGAUCUUUUGGCCAAAUGGUGUGAAUCAGGGUCUCUCCCCACACGCUUUUGUUUCAGCUCAACUGGUUAAACAGAUUUCAAAUAUUUGUGAUAUUCUAGAAAAAUCAGAAGAUAAAUGAAUAAAGAUUCCUUUUGGGGGUUAUUGUAUCAGCGCUCUGAGGCUUCAGAGAGACCUGCCUUGUAUGAUAAAGCAAACAGAGCAAUUACUGUUAUAAAGAUAUGAUUUGCCUGCAAGAUGUUGUUGAUGACAACUGUUUCUUAGACCAAGUCCAACAGAAAACAAAUUGAUCAUGGAUACUGUUUUCCUGAAAGCAUAGGGACAUUAAUUUUCUUGGAAUGAGAGAGUAACCUGGUAUCUGUAUGCUGCUGCCUCCUUUGGUUGCUAAUGAUCUGUAAAAAAAAACAACAGGAAACCUGGAACUACUAGAAAGAUUGGUUGUAAACACUGGGCUUACGUUCAACUGUAUACUGAUUUUUAAUAAAAUGACUGUUGAAUUUCUUAACCUGGGGCUGAGGGAGGAUUGGAGAAUUCACUGUCACUCAACAGUUCUGUCAGAUGGGAUUAUUUUUCAUGUUUUUGUCACUGGGUGCUUGAAGGUGACAAGGAUGGAAGCUUCUGUAGCCCUAUGGCAUACAAGUGGUCCUGAAGGGGAGUAACUACACAUCAAGGGAAAGGAUAAAAGAUCUCGCUGUACAUAUUGCUUGGGUUGUUUAAGGGAUGAGUUUAAAUCAGUUUUGGAGUAAGUUUCCCUCCCUCACCUAAACACUUGUGUUGCACAAAAACUCAUUCCUGCUUCUUGCUGCUCAACCAGUCCUUUCCUUUCUGCUCCAGGAUCUCCUCUGAAUGUAUGUUUUUCCCCACUCACCGUACAAUAUGUGACAGCCCUUAUGCUGGUUUUGCAGAUAAAGUUUGCGAAGUCUCUUGUUUUAUUGGUGUCUUCCUACCCUUUGUGCCACAGGGUGGUCACUCUUUGAUUUGAGGCUGCCAUGUCUGAAGUCCAUUGCCAAGUCUGCUGUCCUUCGUGUAGAUUUUUCAUCUUCAUGUAAGAUUGAGAGGUUUCCCCUCACAAGAUCAAUUUCCUUGAGCAAAACAGCAAAGCUGGCAGCCCUGGGGGAAUCUGCUCUGCUUGCAGCUUAGGUGAGACUGGGAAGGGGGGAGGCCACUACUCUUGAAUUGUUGUCUUUGAUAAGGAGUUUGUUCUUAUCGUCUGUGAAGUAUCAGAAUGGCAUAUGUGGGGAGAUGGGUAUGUAUGGACUAGAUCUGACUUAACUAAAAUCUGAUGUGGCUCUGGUCCUACAGACUGAGCAGUUGGCUUAUGACAGCACAUGACCCAUGUAUCAUAGAAUGGCUUAGGUUGGAAGAGACCUCAGAGAUGGUCUGGUUCCAGCCCCCAGUGAAUGCACUGUUUGUCCCUGAUUUCCCUUCACCUUCCUUUCCCACUCCCCCCUUGUUAUCCCAUGGAGCUGCAAAUCAUACCACAGGUAUGCCCUACCUGCCACACAUCCAGGAGCUUAUUUUUCUUCAGGAGGACUCCUACAUUUCCAUGAAGGAGAUGAAAAGGACUAUUUCCAUCUCCUUCUCUAUUUCCAUGAGCUCCUCUCUUGGAUUCUCUGUUGCCUACUGGAAAAGAAUGGACAUGAACGUCUUUAUUCCUGUCCUUACAUUGAUGGUUUGCUUCUGUCUCUCAACUUCAGCUUUUUGGAUUAGUCCUCACUGGUUUCUACCAGCUGCUCAAAAGGAAGGAAGCUGUAAGGAAGUGUCAGUGACACAUCAGCCUGUCCCAGGCUUUUUUUUUUCUUACCCACCUGUGAUGAGAAAGAAGUCAACUUGCUGUGAUGUGCCUGGCCCCAGUUCCAAGUUAACAGAAAUAUCAUAUUAAUAAAAAUAAAAAUUGUAGCUACCUGAAGCUCAGGAGAAUUUAGAUACGUUUUUCAUUCUGAGAUGCAUCUUUUUCUCCACUCCAUCACCUGGUUUCAGCACCUGUAUCAGCUCUUGUAGCACAUUCCUGUCACAUAAUGAGAGCUCUUAAAUAGCUCUUGAAUGACUUGGAAAGUCACCUCUGUGGCUUAUUUUUUUUUUCUGCAGACAUCUUGACUGCUGUGAUUUGAGAACAGCUUUUCACUAGAGAGCUGCUUUGGUUUUUCAUUUGUUUGAACCUGUGUGAACUGCUUCUACUGAGUCUGAGCCCUUUAUAGUCACAGCCCUCAAUUAUUUAUUUGAUUAUUAAUUCUAGAUUCUCUUCUAUAUUAGAACAUGCAAUAUUCAGUUGUUUGACUAUCCAUUCUGAAAACCUGGUUCCUUUUUAAGGGAUCUUAGGCAAGUCUGUCAGGUUAGGUGCAGAAGUUGAAUAAUGCACUACAGCUUACAAACUAUUGAAUCUUACGGUUGGAAAUGAUUCAUCUGAGAUCAUCUGACCCAACUGCUGACUCAUCACCACCAUGCCCACCAACUGUGGCCCUGAAGCAUGUAAAGUCACUUCAGAGCUGAGAUUUCCAUUACUGUUCUAGUCUUUCAAAAUACCACAGGU